Molecule: messenger RNA, 5965 nt
Organism: Betta splendens (Siamese fighting fish)
Lineage: Eukaryota; Metazoa; Chordata; Actinopteri; Anabantiformes; Osphronemidae
Gene: fbxo41
Product: F-box protein 41
Exons: 14
Coding region: 354-2855 (833 amino acids)
Molecular function (GO): protein binding
Source: RefSeq, a predicted model, not a curated record
CGCCUCUCUCCUCCUCCCUCCCCGGUCGUCCUCUGCAGGCCUGCCGCUCUCUGCUGCAGAGAAGGGGCUUCGUGACGUCAGUGGAGGCUGGAGCGGUUCCUGGGCUGGAGCGGAAAAAAAAAAUGGGGAGACGACUGCGAGGGCGUCACGCGGGGUGAAGAAUGAAGCGCCGCCACCGCUUCGUUGUCGCCGCUGCCUGUGGUCAUGUGACUGAGACGGGCUCCUGCUGACCUUCCACGACCGUCCCGUUUCCACCAUGAGGGCUUCUGCCAGGUGCGUGGCCUCGGUGCCCUGGUGCCGGCGCUGCCGUCGUGCUGCCUGAGCGCCCGCCCCUCCAGCGGUUGUUGCACGGAAUGGCCUCUCUGGACCUGCCUUACCGCUGUCCUCGCUGCGGGGAGCACAAGCGCUUCCGAAGCCUGUCGUCCCUGCGCGCCCACCUGGAGUACAACCACACGUACGAGACCCUCUACGUCCUCUCCAAGUCCAACAGCGUGUGCGACGCCGCCGCGCUGCUGCCCCUGGUGGCCGAGGGCGCGCUCCUCUCGCCCGCCAACAACAACGACCCCUUCGAGCCCCUGCGGCCCUCGGCGCUGAAGGAGCGCAGGUUCCCCUGUCGGGAGCUGCCCUGUGCGGACGAUCUGAGUUUGACCCCGGCCAAUUCCAACGCCGCCGCCCGGUACAUUCCCAAUGUGGAGUUUCCACUGGGGGAGAUUUUCAUGAAGAAAGCCAUGGCAUCCACGGACCCGGGCCCCCAUGGUAACCCUAGCACCGCGGUGGCAGUGGCUGCUAACGUCGCAGCCAGUGCAGUGGAGGCCGCCUACGAGGAGGGCCUGGCCAGACUGAAGGCUCGGGCCUUUGAGCGGCUGGAGCUGGAUGAGAGGCUGGAGAAGCUCUCAGAAGAGGUGGAACAGAAGAUCGCAGCCAGAGUCGGCCGCCUGCAGGCGGAGCUGGAGCGGAAGAGCUCCGAGCUGGAGCGGGCCAAGCAGGACAGCGAGCGGCUGAGCCAGGAGAAGCAGGACCUGGAGGACAAGGCCUCAGAGCUGUCGCGGCAGGUGGACGUCUCCGUGGAGAUGCUCGCCAACCUGAAGCAGGACCUGGUGAACAAGGAGGCGGAGCUCAACCGCAAGCAGCAGGAGGUCGCCCAGAUAGACCAGUUCCUGCAGGAGACGGCGGCGCGGGAGGCCAACGCCAAGGUGCGCCUGCAGCAGUUCAUCGAGGAGCUUCUGGACCGCGCCGACCGCGCCGAAAAGCAGCUGCAGAUCAUCAGCAGCUGCGGCACCACGCCCAACGGCAGCCUGGGCCGCUGCAGCCUGCAGGCCUCCAAGGGGAACGGGCGCCAGAGGAACUCCAGCCUCUCUGGAAGCACCAGGGGAAUGUACCAAGUGUCGGAGCGCCGUUCCUCCCCCAGCACAGGAGCCUCGGGCCGGAUCAAGUCCGUGUCGCAGGGCUCUGGAGGCUACGACAGCGACAGCGUGGAGAUGCACCCCAUGGAGGACUGCCCCGAGGCUCAGUACUACCACAUGCAGUGCCGCCUGGGCGAGGCGGGCUACGGCGGCUCGCCCUCCUGCGGCUCCAGGAACUGGGGCCUCCGCAAACAAGCCAUCCAGAACUGGCAGCGGCGCCCUUACAGGAACAGCACCGAGGGCGACGAAGGGGACGUGUCCGACGUGGGCUCCCGGACCACCGAGUCCGAGGUGGAGAUGUGGGAACAGGAGAGGAGAGUGGUGGCUGAGGUCCAGCAGUCUGCUGCGCCCUAUCUCCACCACGGCAGGGCAGGAUACCACCCGAACACAGGUCGGUCGGAGGUGAUCUACAGCAAACCGUGUCGCCAUGAAAAGAGCCCGUCCAAGUCCAGCGAGGUGAUCAGUCCCGAGAUCCUGAAGAUGCGAGCAGCUCUCUUCUGCAUCUUCACCUACUUGGACACUAAAACCCUGCUGAGAGCUGCGGAGGUGUGCCGCGACUGGCGGUUUGUGGCCCGUCACCCGGCCGUUUGGACCCGGGUCCUGCUGGAGAACGCCCGCGUUUCCUCCAAGCUCCUCUGCACUCUGUCCCAGUGGUGCACCCAGACGCACUCCCUCAUCCUGCAGAACCUCAAACCACGACAGCGGGGCAAGAAGGAAACCAAGGAUGAUUAUCUGAAAAGCACACGCGGCUGCCUGGAGGAGGGUCUGGAGGCGCUGCUGAAGGCCACCGGCAGCAACCUGCUGAUCCUGAAGAUCUCGCACUGCCCCAAUCUGCUGACUGACCGCUCCCUCUGGCUCGCCAGCUGCUACUGCCGCGCUCUGCAGGCCGUGACCUACAGGAGCGCCACGGAUCCCGUCGGCCAGGAGGUGAUCUGGGCCCUCGGGGCAGGUUGUAGAGACAUCAUCUCCCUGCAGGUGGCGCCGCUACACCCGUGCCAGCAACCUGCUCGCUUCAGUAACCGCUGUCUGCAGACGAUCGGGCGCUGCUGGCCGCACCUCCGCGCUCUGGGCGUGGGAGGGGCUGGAUGUGGCAUUCAGGGACUGGCCUCACUAGCGAGGAACUGCAUGCGGCUGCAAGUGUUGGAGUUGGACCACGUGAGUGAAAUCAACCAGGAGGUGGCAGCAGAGGUUUGCAGAGAAGGCCUGAAAGGCUUGGAGAUGCUGGUGCUCACCUCCACGCCCGUCACCCCAAAAGCCCUGCUCCACUUCAACAGUGUUUGCCGCAACCUGAAGUCCAUCGUGGUCCAGAUUGGCAUUGAAGACUACUUCGAGGACCCGAACAGUCCUGAAGCAAGAAAGCUGUUUGAUGAGAUGGUUAAUAAGCUGCAGGCUCUCAAGAAGAGACCUGGCUUCUCCAAGAUCCUCCAUGUGAAAGCAGACAGUCUCUGCUAACAUCCUGCUCCUCCUUCCAGCGCUGCCGCCUGGGCUCCUGUCAAUCACACACGCCAGCUGUUUUCGAGCCAGCUCCACGGGGGUGGAUUGCAUCUGCAGCAGCAACAGCACCAACAGAAGACUGUCCUGAUGAACUAGGGCCAAAGGCUCAAAGUGCAGAACCCACAUGUGCAAACGUGAAACGGGAAGAACUCAUUUGCUGUUCCAGUGGUGGAGGUCUGUGUCUCUUAGUGUUGGUUAUGACAGAGAGCUGGUCAGGAGGCUUAUUUGGAUUUACUGUGGCGCUAUUCAUGAAACAAACACCCGACUCAGCUAUCCUUACAACACCGACCAUCUUUCUAAGUUUGCUUUCAUUAUAAAAAUAGCCCGUGCGGUCGCACAGAGCCGGAGCCUUGAGCUGAAGCACCUGGAGCCGGGCUGCAUUGCUGUUCUUGACUGAGUGCAGCUGCUGAACCGGGGGUCGCCUCCAGCGCCCGACGCUCCCGAGCAGGAGCACAUCUCACAGCCUCCAUUAAACGGUGGCCGGUUCAGCGUUUCCACAGGUCCUCCACGUCCGAGCCUGCGCUGCUGCGGCUCUGGGUGAAGGACGGCGGGACGGGGACUGCAGGCACCGCUGCGUUUCCGCCUCCUCCGCUUCCUCGCGUCAACAGGCUCCUGGGACACGUCUAGAAUCAGCGCUCUCAACGGACGAUCGCCGCAUCUUUGCACCCGUUGUGCGUGACGACAGUCGUAGAAUCUAAUCGAAGACGACCCACGAUGCAUUUCCUGGACAAACCGGUGCCAUCCCCACGUCUGUCUCCAUUCCAGCGAACAGUUCUCCUACGUGCCAUUAACGAGGGAAGAGGUCACGUGAGGCAGAUGUUUAAUCUGUUCAAGUCGAGAGCAGCAUAAGUUUGAUUUGAGCGUAAGCAGCUUAAGCCACUGAGCCCGUAGUUAAACACAUCAGCUGACAUCCUGUGUCUCCCUCUGCUGGUGCUUUCGAGCGUUUUCUUCACAGCCGGUGACUCUGCGGCACCGAACAAGCAUCAGCUGUUCCUGGUCUUGAAGGGGAAAUGUGCAAAUAUGAGCAGCAGCACUUACGGUUUACACUUAUUUAUAAAGGAGCGCCGAGCGUUUUGCACAACAGAAACCUUUACUAAUCAGAAAACGUCUGUGAGUUUGACAAGUCGACCAAUGAGUGGAAUGUUUGAAAGAUGUGGGUGUUCAAGAAGCACGAAGGGUUUUCAGAGCCUGACCCAAAGUAUGGACCAAAAGAAUUAAUCUUCUGCUGCUGUAUUAACAUUUAAAUUAAAUGAAUCUUUCCAAAUCCCCAGCUUAAUUAAGUAUUCUUAAAAGGCCGGAGCAGGAAUAGCGACGCAUUACUCCAGGUUUGUUUUGGCCGUAUGUGGGGCUGAGGUGAAGGUGAAGGUGAAGGUUCCACCUUGGAUCGAUCACGACGCCUCCCAUGAGGCUGUCGGCUGCUGAUUUUGCUCCGUGCUUCAUAGUCAGUGAUGUUUAGCGAGGACUCGCAUAGCCGCAUAUUGUAGUAUCGACGUUCCAGGUCACUAUUUGAGAACAGCUGUGGAUGUUCAUUACUUCAUGUUCUUCCAGUACUGCUUUAUUAUUGAUAUUAGUACUCUCCUACUCUGCUACUUAUUGUCCGAACAGGUUUGUGGGCGCGGAACAGAGAAAAACACAAACAAGCACUUGUUGAUUUUGAGUUUUAGACAAUCCAGCCUUCGCUAUCAGCUAAUCUGUAAAUAAUAUUUAUAAAAAAACAAAAACAUCCCAACAAGAUAAAAAGGACCAACAUUUGAUGUUCUAUAAUAUUAAGGUCAUACUUAUGAGUGGAAAACGGUGACGUUUACAGGUCUCCAGCCUGUAAACAUUUUUCUCUCCAAAGCCGAAUGAAAGCUAAACAUAGAGAAUUAUAUUAUGUAUAACAGUAGUGUUGAAAUUGCAGUUGUGUAUUAGAUACUUUAUAUUAAAUGUGCAUCAGAGUCAUAUAGAGAUGGAAAUUAUUUAAGAAGAAGAUAACUCAGCUAUUUAUUUCUAUAAAGCGCGAUGUGUAUAAUGUUGGCAUGUUUGUGUUCAAGCAUCGAUCAUUAAGUUGCCUUCUUAACUGUUCUGCUACUGUGGCAAGAAACGUGUUAGAUGUUUGAAGAGCUUCGAUUGCCUGCAGGUUAAUAGCGUUUCUCUUUAUUUAAUCCAGUCUGUUGUUGCACUAGUGAGAAAAAAAAGAAGAUAUUUCAGAUGUUUAUUAUAAGAGUGUUGUUGUUUUUAAUGUUGAGCUAUUUCUCAGUAUUUGACAAAAUAUGAAGCACUUUUUUUCUGGAACACUUUUCUCGCCGGCGUCUGUUGUGGAGACGAGCUGUUGAACAGUGAACGGACGCAGCGUUGGCCUCGUUUCUCUCUCACCUUUUUUCAUGGAGCCUGAUUCAACUGCAUUCAAGUGCUUUUUUUAGGUUGAUUGCCGGUAUGACCUUAUGCGCUCCUCUGUACUUCCAACCAUCUUUGCUUUUUCAGGUUUUCCGUCCGUCGCACUCGAGGCUUUGUGCUCACACCAACAGCACAGGUACCUUUGCUUUACUGUGAAAACGGACCUGCUGAAGAUGCGUCUGAAGCAGCAGAGGCCUGAGUUAGGGUUGGACCCCAGACAGAUGUGUUCUACGUGUUCAACCUGCCUUUCCACAUGACGCCCUGACUUCAAAUCUGGAGCGUCACCUUUUAGCGAAGUUGCUUCUGCAUUUACAGUUCAACUGCAUACGUUCUUUACCCUACUGUGCAAUUGAAGUGCGUGUGUGUAUAUGUACCUCUUUGUACAUACUUCUGUCUGGAUGAUUGUACUCUGCCCGCUCAUCUGAAUAGUAAUUUACACAUUACCUCAACACUUAUCUGGGCAGUUAAGUGUGCAGUUUGUCUUUGUAGUGUUUUCUUUCCUGCCAUCGUCAGCUUCGCCCGUUGGUUCAGAAACUCCCUUCUUGUUGCUACAAUAACAAGAUGGUUCUUAUUGCUCAAAAUAACUCUGCCCAAAACAUGAUCAGCCUUCUAUGACGACUGCAAUAGAUGGAAAUGUUUUACUACUCAUUUUCACUCAUUUGUUGUUGUCAAUAAACUUGCUUUAAAUUGUA